Messenger RNA from Necator americanus (New World hookworm), 297 nucleotides. RefSeq lists its product as uncharacterized. The transcript has 3 exons. NCBI's taxonomy places the organism in Eukaryota, Metazoa, Nematoda, Chromadorea, Rhabditida, Ancylostomatidae. The record is from RefSeq and is a predicted model, not a curated record. Bases 1 to 297 code for a protein of 98 amino acids.
AUGUGUGUAUGUGAGAAAUUGCUUUUUGACGACUCUGAAAUGCGGGAUGAGGCUGGUGGAUGUAUUCUGAACAAGAACUCCAAUGGAAACGUCCUUAAAGAAAACUUUGUUGUGAAAGACAGUGCUGAAUUGGUCUGCAAAGCUAUCGGUGGUGUAAGACAUGGUGGUUGGCAGUUGGUGGACGAUAUCACUCCACGUGAUUGGAUGUCUUCCAUGUACAACGAAAAAUGGGCUGUAUCCUGUAGUGUCGUUUAUGUUUGUGUUAUAGGCAAAGACGAUAGGUUGGAGAAAGUCUGA